UCUCGCGAGGCUGCUGGCAGGGCCGGGCCCGACAUGGCGGAAGAGGAGGUGGCCAAAUUGGAGAAGCACUUGAUGCUUCUCCGACAAGAGUAUGUCAAGCUGCAGAAGAAAUUGGCGGAGACAGAGAAGAGAUGCACUCUUUUGGCUGCACAAGCAAACAAGGAAAACAGCAACGAGUCCUUCAUCAGCCGCCUGCUGACGAUUGUGGCUGACCUCUAUGAGCAGGAGCAGUAUAGUGAUCUGAAGAUAAAGGUUGGGAGCAAAUACAUCAGUGCUCACAAGUUUGUCCUGGCAGCCCGCAGUGACAGCUGGAGUCUGGCCAGUUUGUCUUCCACUGAGGAGCUGGACCUGUCAGAUGCUAAUCCUGAGGUGACAAUGACAAUGCUUCGCUGGAUCUAUACGGAUGAGUUGGAGUUCAGAGAAGAUGAUGUGUUCCUGACUGAGUUGAUGAAACUAGCUAAUCGGUUUCAACUACAGCUCCUUAGGGAGAGAUGUGAGAAGGGUGUGAUGUCCCUGGUGAAUGUCAGGAACUGUAUUCGCUUCUAUCAGACUGCAGAGGAACUGAAUGCCAGCACACUGAUGAACUACUGUGCAGAAAUUAUUGCAAGUCAUUGGGAUGAUUUACGAAAGGAGGACUUCAGCAGCAUGAGUGCUCAGUUGCUAUAUAAAAUGAUCAAAUCUAAGACUGAGUACCCACUGCAUAAAGCUAUCAAAGUGGAGAGAGAAGAUGUGGUCUUCCUUUAUCUAAUUGAAAUGGAUUCACAGCUCCCUGGGAAGCUGAAUGAAGUGGAUCAUAAUGGAGAUCUUGCUUUAGAUCUAGCCCUUUCACGACGACUAGAGAGUAUUGCCUCCACAUUGGUUAGUCACAGAGCUGAUGUGGAUAUGGUAGACAAGAAUGGCUGGAGCUUGUUACAUAAAGGAAUCCAGAGAGGAGAUCUCUUCUCUUCCACUUUCCUCAUCAAGAAUGGGGCCCUUGUCAAUGCUGCCACUGUGGGUGCCCAGGAGACACCGUUGCACCUUGUGGCAUUGUACAGUUCAAAGAAACACUCAGCAGAUGUGAUGUCUGAGAUGGCACAAAUUGCAGAGGCCCUCCUGCAGGCUGGUGCCAACCCCAACAUGCAGGACAGCAAAGGCAGGACUCCCUUACACUUGUCCAUUACGGCCAGGAAUGAAUACGUGUUCAAUCAGUUGUUGCAGUGUAAACAAUUAGAUUUAGAACUGAAAGACCAUGAGGGCAGCACUGCUCUGUGGCUUGCAGUGCAGUACAUUACUGUGUCUUCCGACCAGUCGGUAAACCCUUUUGAAGACCUCCCUGUGGUAAAUGGGACUUCAUUUGAUGAAAAUAGCUUUGCAGCCAGACUUAUUCAGCGUGGCAGCAACACGAAUGCACCUGAUACAGUAACAGAAAAUUGCUUACUACAGAGGGCAGCUGGAACAGGAAAUGAAGCAGCAGCUCUUUUCCUGGCAACCAAUGGUGCCCACGUCAACCACAGAAACAAGUGGGGAGAAACCCCACUGCACACGGCCUGUCGGCAUGGUUUGGCCAACCUCACUGCAGAACUCCUGCAGCAAGGUGCCAACCCAAACCUGCAGACAGAGGAAGCUCUACCCUUGCCAAAGGAGGCUACGUCCCUGACAAGCUCGAUGGACAGCGUUUACCUGCAGACACCGCUGCACAUGGCAAUUGCCUAUAAUCAUCCAGAUGUGGUGUCUGUCAUCCUGGAGCAGAAAGCUAAUGCUCUUCAUGCCACCAAUAAUUUGCAAAUCAUUCCGGACUUCAGCCUCAAGGAUUCACGAGACCAGACUGUGUUGGGCCUUGCAUUAUGGACUGGCAUGCAUACAAUUGCAGCCCAACUGCUGGGCUCUGGGGCUUGCAUCAAUGACACCAUGUCUGAUGGGCAGACCUUGCUGCACAUGGCCAUGCAGCGGCAGGAUAGCAAGAGUGCACUAUUUCUCCUGGAGCACCAGGCGGAUAUAAAUGUCAGGACUCAGGAUGGGGAGACAGCCCUUCAACUGGCCAUCAGAAAUCAGCUUCCGCUUGUGGUGGAUGCCAUAUGCACACGAGGAGCUGACAUGUCCGUGCCUGAUGAGUCAGGGAACCCCCCACUGUGGCUUGCGCUGGCAAAUAAUCUGGAGGACAUUGCAUCAACUCUGGUCAGACAUGGUUGUGAUGCUACUUGCUGGGGUCCCGGACCUAGUGGAUGCCUCCAGACACUCCUGCACAGGGCCGUUGAUGAAAACAAUGAGUCCACCGCCUGCUUUCUUAUUCGCAGUGGCUGCGAUGUGAAUAGUCCCAGACAGCCAGGUACUAAUGGAGAAGGAGAGGAAGAGGCCAGAGAUGGGCAGACUCCCUUGCAUUUGGCAGCCUCCUGGGGCCUAGAAGAGACGGUACAGUGUCUUCUGGAGUUUGGUGCCAAUGUAAACUCACAGGAUGCAGAAGGAAGAACACCUGUCCACGUGGCUAUCAGCAACCAACACAGUGUCAUCAUUCAGUUGCUGAUUUCUCACCCUGACAUCCACUUGAAUGUACGAGACAGACAAGGGCUGACCCCUUUUGCCUGCGCUAUGACUUACAAGAACAACAAGGCAGCCGAGGCCAUUCUAAAACGAGAAUCUGGGGCUGCUGAGCAGGUGGACAACAAGGGCCGGAAUUUUCUUCACGUGGCCGUUCAGAACUCUGAUAUUGAAAGCGUCUUGUUCCUGAUCAGCGUCCAGGCUAAUGUGAAUUCCAGAGUCCAGGAUGCUUCCAAGCUGACCCCUUUGCACCUUUCUGUCCAAGCAGGUUCAGAGAUUAUUGUCCGCAAUUUGCUUCUUGCAGGAGCCAAAGUGAAUGAAUUAACCAAGCAUCGUCAGACUGCCCUUCAUCUCGCUGCCCAGCAGGACCUUCCCACCAUCUGCUCAGUCCUCUUGGAGAAUGGAGUGGACUUUGCUGCUGUGGAUGAGAAUGGAAAUAAUGCUCUGCAUCUUGCUGUCAUGCAUGGGCGGCUCAACAACAUCCGGGUCCUCCUGACAGAGUGCACUGUGGAUGCUGAAGCCUUUAAUCUGAGAGGUCAGUCGCCACUACACAUUUUGGGACAAUAUGGCAAAGAGAAUGCAGCAGCCAUCUUCGAGCUCUUCCUAGAGUGCAUGCCUGAGUAUCCUCUGGAUAAACCAGAUGCAGAAGGAAACACAGUGCUGCUCUUAGCAUACAUGAAAGGGAAUGCCAACUUGUGCCGUGCCAUUGUCCGAUCUGGGGCCCGCCUUGGGGUGAAUAAUAACCAAGGAGUCAACAUUUUCAACUACCAGGUUGCCACCAAGCAACUUCUGUUUAGACUCUUAGACAUGCUGUCCAAGGAGCCUCCAUGGUGUGACGGCUCCAACUGCUAUGAGUGCACUGCCAAGUUUGGAGUCACGACUCGAAAACAUCAUUGUCGUCACUGCGGACGUCUUCUUUGCCAUAAAUGCUCGACCAAGGAGAUUCCUAUUAUAAAGUUUGAUCUGAACAAGCCUGUGCGAGUUUGCAACAUUUGCUUUGAUGUACUGACUCUGGGCGGGGUCUCUUAGUGAGCCCCCAGGAGGGUCCAGGCCACUUCCCAGGUCACCUCCCAGCAGCUGCUCUGCUCACCAGCCUGACCCCACCCAGAGCAGGAGCUGGCAGUCGUCUUCCUGCAGCAAACGACUGGAAUUAAGGACCAUGGUGUGAUAGAUCCCAUUGCAAAUGAUUCUGUAUGAUUGUCGGUGUGUCAGACUGCGAUCGAGUUCACUAGCUGUCUCAUGCAUUGGACCAGGCCAUUUAGCCUAAGUGGUAAAUGUGAUAAGAAUUAGAGCCCAUUCUGCUAGUAACAUAACAAGGACACUUCAGAAACCAUUUUCCCUUCCAGUAGCUUAGUGUCCAUCUCAGAACAUUCAUGAAGUCUUCCAUCUGGGCUGACUUACUGGGCAGAGCCUAGUGGUAGGAAGCCGGCAUCUGGCUGCUUGAUGAGAGCUGCCUUUGCUCUAGGGUAAGUGGCUGUGGGCUUCUCUACACAGCGUUUUCAUAGAGAGAAUAGGAUCCUCUUGCCCUGAAGUUUGGUUUUGGGAGUUUUGUUUUCUUGGUGUGGUUUUUUUUUUUUUUGUUUGUUUUUUUGAAAAACUAAGCUGUAUUUCUAGUGAGCUACCCCUUUAAAAAAGGUGGAAUCUUUCUAAACAGGGUUCAAAGAUGAGAGCUGAAAAUCGUGGCCUUAACAACUGAAAGCUUUACCAGUAUUUAUGCUGCUCAGGUGUCAGGAGUGCGGUUUGGCAGUUGACACCUUCGAGCAGCCGUCUCAUUCUCUCAUCUUGCUUUGUCCUGUCUGUGGCGUCCUCUGUCACUCUGCCACUAGAGAGUGGUGGAGGAAAUGCACUUUUAUUGUGCUGCACUUUUUAUAGAGCUGCAUUAUUGGUUAUUCCAAUUUAAAAAUCCCUCACACAUUCAUACAUCAGUGACUCUAAUGAUCAGCUUUGACUGGACCUCAGCUCACAAUUAGUCUUAAAAAAAAAAAAACUCCUGCAAAGUGUCAUUUGGGGCAAGAAAGUCACACAGGCCAGGUAAUGAGGAGGAGGAUCUCCGACAUCAAACUGGCAGGCUCCAUCUUGACGUGAACGCUCCUUGCUGAAACCUUCUCUAGUUAAUACUGUGAGUGCUGUUGGUCCCAGGCCCCAGUUCUGCGUAGCUUGCCCUGCCCCACAAGAGCCAACUGCCGAAGGCCCUCGCCAAGUAUGUGUGACCCCAUUUUGGAAGGCUCUGGCUUGUGUGCUGAAUAAGGCCCCCAGAGCUUGUUGGGCCUUAGUCGCUGCUAGUACAUAUAUUAACCCUGAGGUGUUAAACUUUUCUUUUGAAGGUUUGGCCAGUUUUUAAAAUGCACAUUUAAAGAGAAACUUCUACCACUACUUAAAAAACAAACAAACAAAAAAACCCCUCUGAGAUGAAUAGUAGUGUUGUAGUGUUACCCUCAGAGAAGAAUAAUCUCAAUCAUACAUAUGAUUUUCUCAGACAUUUAAUAACCACUACAGUUUUUGCAUUAAUAAAGUAUGACUGUAUAUGUAAAGGGGACUAAAUACUUUUUUUGCAACAGCCUGUUUUGUUGUUUGUUUUUGGAUAGUGGUAUGUCCUCUAUGUUGCUGUAGAUUUAUAUAUUAUAUUGCCUAAAUAUGUGUGUAAAAUGAGCUGAUAAACCAGAGUUCUUUUUUUUUAAAUAUUUCUGUGAUUUAUAAGAUAUAUAUGCUUUCUAUGUUAAUAUGAGCUUGGGUACAAUGUCUAAAAGAAAACAUUAAUUAGAAGAGUUCCCCUGUACCUAAAGUCUGUGAAAAAUUUCAUCUAGAAUUUUUAUGGAAAAUACCUAGUCUUGGCAAACAUAUGACCAUGUGAGGCAUGUGGUCACUUUCCAUGCCCUGUCUGAACAGGGCCACAGGGAAGUAGGGCUUAGGUUGCGGCGGCUCAAUUCUUUCGUUGGAGAGUAAGAUAAUGAUGCUUCUGCUGUGAAUUGAUUGGUUGGUACUUGAAUACUUGCUCUUUUAACAUUCAUGGUAGAGAGCGGAGGACGGGAAUUCAAUCAGUGAUGAGGCUGAUUGCCCUGCCCCUGCCCUGCCAUUCCAAUUUCACUAAUAGUCUUGCCUCUAAUUGCACUUAAAAUCAUGUCUGAAGUACAUCAAGUCAAGCUUUUAUUUCUUCCCAGAGUCAGGGAGAGCUAUGGUACUGAUCAGCGUGGAAUGGGGGAACACUUUGAGUUCUGCAUUGACUUCACGGUCUAUUCUUGUAAAUCUAGAAAAAGCACCUUUCCGGAGUCUUAGGAAGCCUGGCUGCCCGUGCUGAUGCUCACGGGGCUGCACACGGCACAUUUCAGAGUGGCGGCUGCCCUGGCAGGGUUUCCCUGUCCACUGCCCUGGCUCUCAGUCCCCUUUGUCCUCGCUCCAAGCUGGUGAGAUUGACUGUGGCACUGCCUCGCUGUUAUUGUUACAUUUUAAUCCAUAGCGCAAAUAUUAGUAUUAAAAUUUUAAUUUUAUUCAUUCAAAAAGUUGCCAAUUGUGAAUGAGUAGACCAGGAAGAAUAAACUUUACUGAAAUAUCAUUUGCUGCAUCAGUCAACAUUGUUAAUGCUGAAUUAGCUUUUUAACUGCCUCUUGCUCAUCACCACAUUUAUUACUCUUCAGUGUAUUCUAAACACUUUUUUUUUAAGAUGAAGUUACAAACCAUGUGCUAUAUAUAAAUUGAAGACCUAAAACUAAAUCACUAUGAUCCUCUAAAACAGGAAUUUCCCACAAACUUAAGUGCCUACGCUUAGGACUUUGUUAUUUUCAGUUAUCUUUUUGGUGGUGUCUCCACUGAAUGAUGUCCUGGAACUUGUGUACCAUUUGGAGUUUGUUGCCUGUGCACUGUCAACCCCAAAUUAGCAACUAGUUGAGACUGGAUUCGAUCGCUCAGCUCAUCUGCCAUUUUCUCUCCAGGAGUAUGGUCCAUGUGACCAUUAGUCCUCUACCUCAGAGCCCUGAGUCAUUUCUGAUCUCCCCAUUCAGACUCCUCACUCUUCUCCCUGAAUGGGUCCCUGCAUGUAGCUCAGCGUGCUGUGGGUUCAGUCUUCCCGACUCACGUCCCACACCUGUGGUAUCCAAGGGUAUUGUGCUCGUCUUGUCUGUAGGCAUGAGUGGGUGGAAAGUCUUGGAGUGGGAGAGAGCCUUGAUCUCUAUCUAGGUUUUUCUUUUCAUUGGGGGAAGAAGCACUGUUAAACUGUAGAAUGCUUAGACCCGAGAGGCAAACUAACUCCCCAGGGGAUGGUAGCGUGAGCAAGUAAAUGUAAUGCUCCCCUGACAGACCCACUGGAGCCUCCGGUUUGAGACUGUGAAGGAACUCCUGAGCCAAGCUUUCUUUCAGGACCUGGGGGUGCUCCCCUUGGGCACAAGCCCUGGAAGAACUGAGUAGGGAGCUGGCCUGCCCAGCCCCUUGUCAUCUGAAGCACCAGAGCUGCCCUCCACCCUGCAGGAUGGGAAACAAGGAAAACAACUUUCUAAAGGGAUAUGGAAGCUACAUUCUUAUUUUGUGGAAGGAAUUUAGUGAAGAGCUGGUUCUUUGACAAGAUGUAAACUAACAAUUAAAUUCCCAGAAGUUAUCAUAGAUGCCUUAAAGACUUUCUCUGGAAGAUCACUGUACAGUUCCUUUUUUGUGUGGCAUAAUAAUAUAUUAACCUGUUACAAUUGGCAACACUGGUCUUCUGAAGCUCGGGAGUCUUGAGUUGGCAGACUGCGCGACUGAGUGACUUGUCCUUUUUUGGCAGAUGUGUGGAGUUGGCUGUUACCAUGACCUAAGAGGGGGAAUGGCAGUAGCUGGGUAGAGACCGCAGGCACACGUUUGGGUUGAUGACUUUGGCUUCCAAGCCAUUCGGGGUGGUGCUGAGUGUGGGGUGCUGGCAUUGAAUAGGACCAUGGCGCUUAUCAGCAUCGUUUCUUUGGAAUCCGUGUAAUGGAAUGUAUUUUUCAAAUAUUGAUAUUUGCAUUUUGUGUAACAAUUCCUUAUAAUAAAAAGGUGAAAUUGUGCAUUUAAAGUGGAAACUUUAAUAAGACAUUUGUAGUUACUUUUAAUGCAGAACUACCAAUAAGCAUUAAAAACAAAUUUUAGAAACUCCUGACAUGUGAAUAAAUUUCUUUAACAGCCACCAUCUAGGAAUGUUUGAAUGUCUAACACUCUUCAGAAACACAUUGCUGGUAGCAAUCAAAAAGCAGCUAUUUUAGGCAUAAUGACCAGCUGCCUGGAUUUACUGUGCUUUUGGCCCAGGCUUCAGCUCAUGGCGUGAUCAGCUGUGUGGUCCAGCUGUACUGUCACCCACCUGACCACUGAAGCACUCAGCCUGGAAAUUCCCUCUCUAACUACAUGUAAUCCCAGAGGAUCCACCCCUGGUGAGUUUUCUGCUGGUCAGAAUCUAAAGGGAGGACUGGCACUGGGUUUCAGAGAAUGCUAAGGAAGGUCUAGGGCCUUGCAGAUUAAAAUCUAGUGAUUCCUAAAGCCCCUGUACAAAACUGCUAGCUUCCACGGACCUCACACUUUCUUUUUUUUUAAAUAUAUUUUUUACGCCAUUUUUCAUUUUUGUACAGUGUAUGCAUUUUCACCUUGGAUAUAGUCCCCAUGAAAUUCCCACCACCCAUUCACCUGUGAACUGUCGCCAUAGUCCCUUGUGCUCUUCCCACCCUUGUUUUGAUCCUACUCCCUUCUCCCCACCUGCAGAAUAUCUCUGGUUCAUAGUUGCGUGUGAUUUUGAUUUUUACUUUAUUAUAAUUACUUUUUUCCCCCUGAUCCCUUAUUUGGAUCCUCUACAUUCCUCCUGUAAGUGAGACCAUCCGGUAUUUUUCUUUUUCUUUCUGGCUUAUUUCACUGAGCAUGAUCCCUUCCAGCUCUAUCCACGUUGCUGCAAGUGGCAUGAGUUUGUCUUUUUUGAUUGCUGAGUAAUAUUCCAUUGUGUACCUGUACCAUAUCUUCUUGAUCCCGUCAUCUAUUUUUGGGCAUUUGGGUUGUUUCCAUAGCUCAGCUAUUGUAAACAAAGCUGCAAAAAACAUAGGGGUAUAGGUGUCCUGUUGGAUUAAUGUUUUUGGGCCCUCACACUUUCUUAAACUAAUAUAGUCUUUUAUUUACUUGUCUUCCAAUUUUGUUUACCCCAAGUUCAGACCAGCUAAUGUGAUUUAUCUCCUCCUCUUGUAGCUUUCCUCACAUAGUGGACAGGCACUAUUAAGUGCUUCUACAUGAUUCCAGGUAGUCCUAGUUGCCAACUUUGAGGUGAACACUGGUCAUAAUAUGUGAGUGCAAACAGAAAUCAGGCACACAGUAACUUCCACAUAUUUUUGCCCAACCAGGGGAGAGCACUGAAUUUUAGUUCUAUGGUCACUGAUAAAGCUGACAGUAUUGGGCAAGUUUCAUAAUUCCUGUGCCUUAGUUUCUGUAUCUAUAGAGUGGAAGUGACCAUGGUCCUCCCUAGCUUACAGGGUUACCUUGAGGAAGACGAUCAGUAUAUAUUCUUCCCCUCAAACAAGUACACAUCAGUGUGCCAUGAAGAGGCCCCUCCCAUGAGUGCUGACAGGACCAAUGUCUAGGGGCCCCAGCAAUAGGAAGUGCUCUCGGGUGGGGCGUCAGCCUGGGGUUGUCACUGUCAACUGAGGGGCAAUGCAGAAUUCUGGACACCCCAGCUGUCUGUGGGUUCUUGCUAGCUUGUCCUAGAGCUAAGCAAGCAAGGGAUGGGGGUGAUGGUCUAUGAUGAUUCCCAUUGUUACACAGUCAUGGUAGACCCUGGACUCGACAUUUAGCUCUGUGUUAAUAGAAAACU
This is a messenger RNA of Talpa occidentalis (Iberian mole), 9298 nucleotides long. It is a transcript of the gene ANKFY1, whose product is annotated as ankyrin repeat and FYVE domain containing 1. The transcript has 25 exons. Lineage: Eukaryota; Metazoa; Chordata; Mammalia; Eulipotyphla; Talpidae. Bases 34 to 3543 code for a protein of 1169 amino acids. The record is from RefSeq and is a predicted model, not a curated record. Gene Ontology annotation, molecular function: metal ion binding; protein binding.